Trichosurus vulpecula (common brushtail) is the source of this 2312-nucleotide messenger RNA. It is a transcript of the gene POP4, whose product is annotated as POP4 homolog, ribonuclease P/MRP subunit. The coding region runs from base 247 to 942 and encodes 231 amino acids. The record is from RefSeq and is a predicted model, not a curated record. Gene Ontology annotation, cellular component: ribonuclease P complex; ribonuclease MRP complex. Gene Ontology annotation, molecular function: ribonuclease P RNA binding. Gene Ontology annotation, biological process: rRNA processing; tRNA 5'-leader removal. NCBI's taxonomy places the organism in Eukaryota, Metazoa, Chordata, Mammalia, Diprotodontia, Phalangeridae. The transcript has 7 exons.
GUAGUUCCUCUCGCGUCAUCUCCGGGCGCUCGCCGGCUACCCUGAUAGUUCCAGUGUUCUGUGGUCGCGGCUCCCUCCUUUCUUAUCUCUUCCCUUGGUCCGCAAGCUGCUAGCAGGGUCGGAGCCUCACCUCGCGCCUCACGCCUCGGCUGCCAAGGCGGAACAGUGUAGAGGCGGCUGAAAGGGAGAAGAAAGGCAGCAGGAGGACCGGAGAGACGACGUCGUGAGCGCGGCGCGGGCCUUGCGAUGUCAUCAGACGAGGCCGGAAGGGGCUCGGGGAUGAAGCGCUUGAUUUACCAAGCUUUCUCUCAAGAAGAGGCCAAAGAACUCGAUAUUCAGCACCAGGGAUCCCACAAGGCCGAGGCCUUUGUGAAAGCCUUCCUCAAGCAAAGCAUGCCCCAUCUGACAGAAGCCAAACUCGAUGACUACCUGCAUCGAAAAGCCGUCGUGCUAGAGUACCUUCCCCCGAAAAAGCCCAAAGAAAGGCAAAGAAAGUCCAAAGGCUUCUCUGCAAAGCAGAGGAGAGAGUUGCGCCUCUUUGAAAUCAGACCAGAGGAGCAAAGAUACAGCCUGUUUCUCCCUCUGCAUAAUCUCUGGAAACAAUAUAUCCGGGACUUGUGCAAUGGUCUCAAGCCAGACACGCAGCCACAGAUGAUUCAAGCCAAGUUGUUAAAAGCAGAUCUUCAUGGUGCUAUUAUUACAGUUACAAAAUCUAAAUGCCCCUCUUACGUUGGUAUUACGGGAAUUCUUCUUCAAGAAAUGAAACACGUCUUCAAAAUUAUCACCAAAGAUGACAAAUUAAAAGUUAUUCCCAAGUUAAACUGUGUGUUUACUGUGGAGAUCGAUGGCUUCAUUUCCUAUAUUUAUGGGAGCAAGUUCCAACUUCGAUCAAGUGAGCGUUCUGCAAAGAAGUUCAAAGCUAAAGGAACAAUUGACCUAUGAACUGGUGGCUGCUUAAGAAAAUAUCACUGCAGCUCAGAACAGUGUAAAGGAAGCAAGAGACCUGAACUGGCAGCUGGCUCAUGUUUGGUGCCUUGCUCUUUAAAAAAAAAUACUGCCAGGCCAGUGAGUAGCUCAUUUCCAGCUCAUUUCACCAGUCCAAUUGUUAGUUGUCUUUUCUUUCCAUAUUGUUUAAAAUCCUGUGUGUGGUCUGUCUGCCUCUUUGGUUAAACAGAUGAUUUUCUGGUCGCAUUAUUUUCUAGUGGGAUUUGUUAAGUAGAUUCAAGUCUGUCGCCCCCUGGAGUAGCAAUCUCAGCGGAAAGAAGCUACAAAAUCACUGGCUCUUAUUUUGCAAAUUAAUAAUUAUAUUGGAUUAAGGAGUUGGGACCCUACAUAUCGAGGUUUGUAUCAUCUAGUUUUUACACCUCAGUAGCAGACUAUAAGGAAGGAAAUAGAGAAUGUACCAUUUUCCAGUGCCAAGCCUUUAUGGCGUCAUCCAGAAAAAAGCCAAGGCACUUGGGAGAAUAGAGAGGAUCAUGAGGCUUUCUCCCCCAAACUCCCAUACAUUGUGUGACUGUCCACUUCCCAGAAACUUCAUCCCAGGUGCCCUUUGGAGCUGUUUCAGAAAACUAUGUAAUAACUUUGAGAUCUGAAUAAGAAAAUGAGCUUGUGUUAUUUAUGCAAUAUAUGUAUAUAUUAUUUUUUUUUAAAUAAGCCCCUUUGUACUUUGAUGCUAAAACAUGGAUGUUUUACUUUUUUGUUGACUCUUAUGUCCUAGGCCAGUGUUGUCUGUGCUAAAAGCAAGUGAAGCUCCCUGAGGUUAACUCACUGUCUCUGGCGGGGGGAGUGAGGAAAGAUGACUGGCUUUGUUCUGAAACUAUUUCAGUCAUUUUGGUGGGAAGUCCUGAGGAAUAUUCGUGCCCUUAAUGGUCUUUCCUUUGACAAACAAGAUGUGUGCCACAGAUCAUUCUUGGCAUCCUCUCCCCCUCACUCCCAGAAACUUCCCUACAAAAAGAGGGCUUUUUAAUGCCCCUUUGUCUUUGAGCCACUCAUUACAAGCACUCCACAUUUAGGAAAAGCAAACAUUGCACACAAUGUGGUUGAGUACUGAUUCAGACCAGAUAACAGGCCUGUCUGACAUGAGCGAGGACUAGAAUGUUGCGACCCUUGCAUGACAGAUAUGCCCAGAACUACCCAUUUCCUGUGUCAUGUGACCUUGGAUGCCAUAGCCCCACGUAGGUUGAUAGGAAAUGUCUCUCCUUCAUUCUGACAUUCCGAGUAAUGUUUGACUGCUUCUGCCCUACCUGUAAGCUAUGAUCAUAACUACCUGCUUUCUUGAUGGGGAAAUAAAUUUCUCUCUUAGUUAAUUUAAA